AUGACCCAGCGCCGCUUUGCCUCGGCAGAAACAUCUACCUCAGCGGAAGCAGACAAAAUAACCCUCGCCGGCGCGCCAGACAUUACCAACCACUACACAAUCUUUCCGAAGACACUACCAGCAGGCCCACCACCAGGCUCGGCAUUCGCAAUCUCAACCAGCGAUCUCCGCCGCGAAUUCCUUCAAUUACAAGGUCUCGUCCACCCAGACAAGUACCCCAACGGAGCGGAGAAGCAGCUCGCCGAGGGCCUCUCGGCCCGGAUCAACGAAGCGUACCGGACACUCCUAGACCCGCUCCAGCGGGCACAGUAUAUUCUACGGGAAUGGCACGGGAUCGAUGUGACUGCCGAAGACGCGUCGACUAAGCAUGCGCUUGACGCAGAGACCCUGAUGGAAGUUAUGGAGGUGCAGGAGACUAUUGAGGAGGUUGGGGCUUCUGCUGAUGCGGAGGCACAAAUCAAUGCGCUCAAGAAGGAGAAUGAGGAGAGGGUUGUUGGAUGUGUGGGGAGACUUGAGGAGGCGUUUGAGAAGGGGGACUUGGAGGCUGCGAGGAAGGAGUGUAUUCGAUUGCGGUUUUGGUAUAGUGUUGGUGAAGGGUUGAGGGAGUGGGAGCCUGGGAAUACGGAGAUUCGGUUAAUGCAUUCUAGUUGA
Messenger RNA from Penicillium expansum, 651 nucleotides. Its product is annotated as J-type chaperone JAC1. The record is from RefSeq and is a predicted model, not a curated record. Bases 1 to 651 code for a protein of 216 amino acids. Gene Ontology annotation, molecular function: protein-folding chaperone binding; ATPase activator activity. Gene Ontology annotation, biological process: protein complex oligomerization; [2Fe-2S] cluster assembly. NCBI's taxonomy places the organism in Eukaryota, Fungi, Ascomycota, Eurotiomycetes, Eurotiales, Aspergillaceae. The transcript has a single exon. Gene Ontology annotation, cellular component: mitochondrion.